GACUCCACUGGAUCAGCUCGCUCUCAUCAUCAGAACCUGUACAUCUGAGCCUUAACCCUUUGCAUUUAUGUGCACACCUGUGUGAACUUUUUAUUAUUAUUGGUAUUACUGUCCAGAGCAUCAGUCCAAGCAGCACAGCGCGGCUCCAGCUCCAGUCAGCCCCGCUCCCUCCACGUCGUCUCAAAUGACUGGCCAACCGGCGCUGCUGGAGAGGCUGUUGCUAUAGUAACAGAGGCACUCAGAGCAGACGGAGGGGAAGUUGCGUCAAGCCACUAAGAGAUAACUGGAGUUUUGUCGGAAAUUAGACACUUUCCCUUCAAAACAAAACAAUACACAAACAAAUAUCACAUAAAAGAAACGCAAUUUCUCUUAAUCAGGAAGAGGAUGGAAUUUGCACCUGGCCCCACUCAGGACGGGGUGAGGCCGACAGAGGACGGGCAGGGGGAAGAGGAGGACUGAGAGAGACGUCCCGGGAGCGAGAGGAGGACAGAGGAGAGACAGACAGAGGAGGACAGAGGAGAGACAGACAGAGGAGGAGAGACAGAGGAGGAGAGGGAGCGAGCAGCAGGGAUGUCGGAGAGGAUCGCGUCGUGCGGCAGCCUGUGUGACAGCACCAACCUGCUGCUACAGUACUGCAACAAUGAUGACACGGUGUCGGCGGGCAGCAACCUGGACAUGGAGGACCGGGUUUCGCAGCUGGAGCAGCGGCUGCAGCUCCAGGAGGAUGAGAUCCAGCUGCUGAAGGCGGCUCUGGCCGACGCCCUGCGCCGGCUGGGCUGCUGUGAGGAGCAGAGCCUCGGGAUGCCGACAGGAGGGAUCCACAACACUGGGAGGAGGCCGCUGGCCACCGCCGCUCCAACACCGCCCACCAAAGUGCGUCAGCUGCUCCAGGCUCUUCCCUCCAGACCCCUCAGUAACGGUUAUGUCCAACAUAAACGCCUCCUCUCCUCGCCUUCAUCUCCAAAGAAAGAGGUGCUGCAGUCCAUUAAGAGGAAGAGUAUGUCCACAGAGCGCCUCACCCUGGUGAAGAUGGGAGCAGAGAGCCGCAGUCGAACCACCUCGUCCAGCAGCUCCUCCUGCGGCAAGAGCAAAUCCAAAGAAUGCACCCUCAAUGCAGAGGACGGCUACGUGAGGAUGUUUCUUCGAGGGCGUCCCGUCACCAUGCACAUCCCGGACGAGCAGAGGGAGAGCUACAGCCUGGACCACAAGGCGGCGCUGCCUGACCGCAAGCUCAAACUGCAGUGGGUGUACGGCUACCGCGGGCGUGACUGUCGCUCCAACCUCUACCUGCUGCCCACGGGAGAGAUCGUCUACUUCAACGCCUCGGUGGUGGUGCUGUACAACACCGAGGAGCAGCAGCAGAGGCACUACCUGGGCCACAACGACGAUGUCAAAUGCUUGAGUGUGCAUCCUGACAUGGUUACCAUAGCAACGGGACAAGUGGCUGGGACCUCUAAAGAUGGGAAGCUGCUGGCCCCUCACGUUCGUGUCUGGGACUCUGUGAGCCUCAACACCCUCCAUGUGAUCGGGAUGGGCGUGUUCGACAGGGCCGUCACCUGCGUGUCCUUCUCCAAGUCGAACGGCGGCGCCUUCCUCUGCGCUGUGGACGACGCCAACGAUCACAUCCUGUCGGUCUGGAACUGGCAGAAGGAGAAGCAGCUGGCUGACGUCAAGUGCUCCAAUGACUCCGUGCUGGGAGCCGUGUUUCAUCCCAUGGACGCCAACCUGAUCGUCACCUGUGGAAAAUCUCACAUCAACUUCUGGACCAUGGAGGGCAACACACUCACCAAGAGGCAGGGCCUGUUCGAGAAACAUGAAAAGCCGAAGUACGUGUUGUGUGUGGCGUUUGCUGAAAACGGAGACGCCAUCACAGGAGACUCCAGCGGAAACAUCUACGUCUGGGCCAAAGGUGGAAACCGCAUCAGCCAGGUGGUGUCUGGGGCCCACGAGGGCGGCAUCUUCUCCGUGUGUGUGCUGAAGGACGGCACCGUGGUGUCCGGAGGAGGGAAGGACCGCAAGGUGGUGCUGUGGGACCGAGACUACAGCAAGCAGUCUGAGAUGGAGGUGGGCGAGGCGUUCGGUCCUGUUCGCGCUCUGGCUGAAGGCAAACCAGGAGAGCUGUUCAUCGGAACCACCAAGAACGCCAUCAUCAGAGCUGCCUUCCCCGAUACACUCACCCCUAUCGUACAGGGCCACACAGACGAACUGUGGGGUCUGGACGUCCAUCCCACCAUGGAGCAGUUUGUCACCUGCUCCCAGGACAGGCAGGUCCACCUCUGGGACACCAACUCCCAUCAGCCCCUCUGGAGCAAGACCAUCGAGGAUCCGGCGAGGUCUGCAGGUUUCCAUCCCAGUGGGGCUGUUCUGGCGGUGGGAACCAUGACUGGCAGGUGGUUGGUGCUGGACACUGACACCAGGGACCUUGUUUCUAUGCACACAGACGGCAAUGAGAUCAUUUCCAACAUCAAGUACUCCCCAGAUGGCAACUUCCUGGCUGUCGGUUCCCAUGACAACUUUGUUUACAUCUACGCUGUGACAGAGAACGGCAGGAAGUACAGCCGUGUGGGGAAGUGCACUGGCCACUCCAGCUUUGUGACCCACCUCGACUGGUCGACGGACAGCCAGUAUCUCGUCACCAACUCAGGAGACUACGAGAUCCUCUUCUGGGAGGCAUCCAGUGGUAAACAUGUGACCAGCAUGGACACGGUGCGUAACCUGGAGUGGGCCACCUCCACCUGCCCUCUGGCCUUCAGCACCUUCGGAGUGUGGCCAGACGGGGCGGACGGGACGGACAUCAACGCCGUGUGCAGGUCACAUGACGGCUCCCUGCUGGCCUCUGCCGAUGACUUUGGCAAAGUGCACUUGUUCUCCUUCCCCUGCUCUCAACCAAGGGCUCCGAGCCACAUGUACGGCGGCCACAGCAGCCACGUGACCAACAUUGCCUUCCUGCACGACGACAGUCACCUGAUCUCCACCGGCGGGAAAGACACCAGCGUCCUGCAGUGGGUGUUCGCCUAGGCCGCAGCAGCGUCUCUGCCGCUGCUCAUCGCCACGGAAACGGCGUCCCCCCCCUCCCUUUAACACUGUCACCCCAUCACUGUUUCCUCCUGCCCAGCAGAGGGCAGCACUUCUGUGCCUACUAGAAAACAACUUGACCAACCCCCAGAUGUGGCUCCAGCCCGCAGGAGGCCAUGAGAAUGGAAGCUGUACCUUUUGAAAUAAAUUGAGUAUUAAAUAGCUGCGUGCAGUUUGUAUUAGAAAGAGAGGAAAGCGCCUGUUGCUAUGCAGGAAGUCUGUCUGGUAGAGCUGCACCAAACCCCUCAACCCCCCCGCCCGGCUGCUGCUGGUGACUACAUGGUAAACUUGGGAUGGCAGUGGUUUUAAUAUUAGUCUUAACUGUGCCUACACCUUAUUUAUCCUACCCCCUUGGCUUAAAUCUUUCCCUUUAAGGAUAAUACCAGUGUAUUGUUUUUUUGUUGUUGUUUUUUUGCUUGUUUUUCCCUCUUGCAUUAUUGCCCAUACAGUUUUCCUGUCUGCAGGUCUGAUCAGUUUCCACCCGGUCCUAUUGUUUUUUAGAAAACCCAUUAACAGAUGACCUGCUGUAGCACUGAAUGCAAUCCAUAAUUUUAAGACACAGAUUAUGUAUGGUUUCCUGAGGAGAUAAGAGGAACCUGCUCAACUCAAAUGUCAGCCAAGACAAAGACAGAAAAAAUGGUGCUUGAAGCAAAAGUACAUCCAAAAAUAGUCAUGAACAGCACCAUAUGUUUCAGCUACAUGCCUACACCAGUGAGGAAGGCAAGACAUAGUGGGAUAUUUUUUAUAAAUUAAUAAAGAAGAAUAUUCAGGACUGUGUUUUUGAGUGCUGACUGGCCCGUUUCCAUAGUACUUUGUGUUCUUUCCAAACAUGACUUGAUGAGGCUCCGUGUGGGUUAGAUAUGUAGGUGUGCUGCUCCCUGCCACAGCUCAAUGUGAAGUGAUCGUUGAGUUUGCAGUAUUUUAACUACAAAACAGCCCACAGUCCUCCAAAAAAAAAAAAAAAAAAAAAAAAGUGGAAACUGCCCCAUGUUAUCAUGAAAAAUGAAAACAAUCGCAUGUUAAACACAAAAAAAUUGCUGUGAUAAGUAAUUUAAAGGAGAAUCCGCAGUCCGCAUGAUGGAUCACAGCUGUUGAUGCAGCAGUUUGUCUGUUGUUAUUGUGGCUUUGAGAACAGCAGGACUUUCAGCAGGUCGAUUAAACCAGCAGUGCAAGAAAUACUAACAGCCUCUUGCAAAUACAUCAGCAGGUUUGGAUGCUUUAACUGACCACUGGAAAAAAAUUAAAUAAAUACCACUGGUAUCAUCUUUUAACCCCACUGUCCCUUUAAACCGUCUCUUCCCGUAACCUGAUAAACCCUAAUCCACACCUUAAGCUGAAGAUUGUAGUUAUUAAAGAUUGUUGAUAUUGAGAUUGUAAACAGUAUGAAGUGUCUGUUUUGUCCCAAGCCUCCCAUUUAGCCACCCAACUCCCCCCCUGGGCUCCUGUGUUUCUGAUUGUACUACUACUGUAACUGUACCGUGCCGAGGAGGCACUAGAUGGCGCUGCAAUGCAAGAAAAUUAGCAUGUCCCAGGCUGCCCUCCUCCUGUAGAUGCUGUUCAUGUUCACGCAAAAGGUCUAUAGAGUAAAUAUAUAUAUAUAUAUAUGAUGCAGUAUAUCCGAGUGGCUGUGUUAUUUUAAUAUUUAACUGUAACAAUGAUGGAUGUUCUGAUUAUUAUUAUUCUGAUUGUUGUUCUUGAGGUUCUUGUGGCACUUUUAGCGAUGGACAGAAGGGUGACGGUGGCUGCUGUACUGUAGAAGUGAGCUUCAGCUGUGCUUUGCCUUCUUCUGUUUUGUUAAUAAAGUUUUUACCCGGGUACUA
Molecule: messenger RNA, 4895 nt
Organism: Myripristis murdjan (pinecone soldierfish)
Lineage: Eukaryota; Metazoa; Chordata; Actinopteri; Holocentriformes; Holocentridae
Gene: eml2
Product: EMAP like 2
Exons: 23
Coding region: 571-3018 (815 amino acids)
Biological process (GO): microtubule cytoskeleton organization
Cellular component (GO): mitotic spindle
Molecular function (GO): microtubule binding
Source: RefSeq, a predicted model, not a curated record